AUGUUCCAGCGCAUCAAGCGGUCCCUUGGCGUCGAAUCGUCGCCUUCGAGACCGACCCCUUCGACUGCGGGAUACGAGGCUAUAGGCAGGGCAGGGGACGAUGGGGAAGCUGAAGCUGGCGCGCUCCGACCAGCUGGGGCACGACGGGAAACGAGGCAGGAGGGACAGGUGUAUUGGGCUUUCUGGGCUUUGGGGGCUGGUGUACUCUUAUCGUGGAACGUACUGAUCUGCUCGUUCCCUUUGCUCGCGUCCUUCUUCCCCGCCGGGUCGAGCUACCGUACCAACCUCGCGAGCUACCUCAGCUCCGUAUACUGCUUCGGGAACCUCGUCUUCCUCGGCGUAGCCCAGCGCAGCGUAGCUACUACCUCCCCUAUUGCCCGGAUCCAAUGGUCCCUCACCCUCCUCAUCUUCCUCUCCUUCAUCUUCUCCUUCCCCAUCAUCCACUUCAUCCUCCCCCCUCUAUCCUCAUCCCCCGCCCUCCUCCUCUCUCUCCUCAUCGCCAUCUCGGGCGCUCUAUCGCUAUCCACAGCCUACCUCCAAUCUGGCGUCUUUGCGCUCUCUGCCCUCUGGCCACAGAGCGCCUCGUCUGACUCGGGAGCAACACUGGCCGUCAUGUCCGGCCAAGGCGGUAUUGCUGUCCUCGUAUCGGCGACACAGCUCGUCAUUGCCGCUGUCACCGCCCUGAACGGCUCGGGCGGCGGACAGGGGGAAGAAGGAAAGCCAUCAGCAAGAGCCGGGAUUGUACUCUGGAUGCUGGCUUCCGUCGGCGCAUUAGGGUGUAGGCUGGCUCUCAAACACGUGAUGGCCCAACCGGGGUAUCUGGACGUCAUGGCCCAGGUCGGCCAAAGGCAGGAGGAAGGAGCAAGAGGGGAGGGCGAGAAGGUGCGGACGAGGACUGUGCUGAGAAAGAACGCGAAGCUGGAAGUGGCGGUUGCUUGGGUCUUCACGGUUACUUUGUCGGUCUUUCCACCAUUGACCACAGCGAUCGUCUCGACGCAUUAUCCCACGCCAAAACUGCUCCAGCCGGCCGUCUUCAUCCCGUCCCAUUUCCUCAUCUUCAACAUCGGCGACUACCUCGGCCGGACCUACAUACCCCGCCUCCCGAACUGUCUUCCCUCAUCCCAGAACACCGUCCUCGCCCUCUCCUUUUCCCGCACCUUCCUCAUCCCGCUCUUCCUCCUCUGUAACGUCAAUCCGGAUCCCACCUCGCCCGUCCACAGUACACCAUGGAUCAACUCUGACCUGGCCUACUUUACCGUCCUCCUCGUCUUUGGCCUGACGAACGGCUGGAUAUCGUCAUUGUGCAUGAUCCUCGCGUCGAAUCCUGUCCUUAAUCCCAGGAUCCAGGAGGGGGAGAAGGACGUCGCUGGGACAUUGGCGGCGUUUUGUCUGGUCAGCGGGCUGGCAGCGGGGAGUGUGGCGAGUUUUGGGGUCAAUUGGAUCGUACGAGGUAGUUUUGUAUAG
Molecule: messenger RNA, 1464 nt
Organism: Dioszegia hungarica
Lineage: Eukaryota; Fungi; Basidiomycota; Tremellomycetes; Tremellales; Bulleribasidiaceae
Product: putative nucleoside transporter
Exons: 5
Coding region: 1-1464 (487 amino acids)
Biological process (GO): nucleoside transmembrane transport
Cellular component (GO): fungal-type vacuole membrane; plasma membrane
Molecular function (GO): nucleobase transmembrane transporter activity; nicotinamide riboside transmembrane transporter activity
Source: RefSeq, a predicted model, not a curated record